Raphanus sativus (radish) is the source of this 1522-nucleotide messenger RNA. RefSeq names its product probable serine/threonine-protein kinase PBL19. Lineage: Eukaryota; Viridiplantae; Streptophyta; Magnoliopsida; Brassicales; Brassicaceae. The record is from RefSeq and is a predicted model, not a curated record. The transcript has 4 exons. Gene Ontology annotation, molecular function: protein kinase activity; ATP binding. Gene Ontology annotation, biological process: protein phosphorylation. The coding region runs from base 197 to 1390 and encodes 397 amino acids.
CACACGUAUACGUCUAUUUCCCGUUACGCCAUUUCUUCGUCUUCCUUUGUAAAAGAUAAGGAAGAGACCGUCACGGUCUUUGUCACUUUCCCAUCUACGAUUUUUCUCUGGUUUUCUCGACAAAUUAAGAAUCAGUGUGAAUGUUCCGCUUGUUUUUUCUUACACAAAGUUUCAAUCUUUCUUCUCUCCUAGAGACAUGAACUGUCUGUUCUUGUUCAAAUCCAAGAAAUCCGAACCCAGAAACCAACAAAAAGACAGAAGAAAAACGCAAAACUCAGCUCCAGAACUGAGGAACAAGAGUGAAACGCCGUCGUUUAAUCUGCAGAGGCCGAGAUCUUUCCCUUCUCAACCAAGUAUCAGAGACUUGAAUGCAGAGAGAGAACAGAGUCUUAGGGUUUUCACUUACGAAGAACUCAACGAAGCCACUUGUGGGUUUAGCAGAAGGCUUAAGAUUGGUCAAGGUGGAUUCGGUAAUGUUUAUAAAGGAAAGAUUCCGACCACCGGAGAUUCUGAUCCUCCACUUGUCGUCGCCAUCAAGAAACUCAAUCCACAAGGUUUGCAGGGUCACAAGCAAUGGCUAGCAGAAGUUCAGUUUCUAGGGGUAUUGAAUCAUCAGAAUGUUGUGAAGCUCUUAGGUUAUUGCUCAGAAGAUGGGGAGAACGGGAUGGAGAGGCUUUUGGUUUAUGAGUACAUGUGUAAUCGAAGCUUAGAGGAGCAUCUCUUUACGCGUGGAGCACGCACAUUACCUUGGAAACAAAGGCUUGAGAUCAUGCUUGGUGCAGCUGAAGGAUUGGCUUAUUUACAUGAAGUCAAGGUUAUAUACCGGGACUUCAAAUCCUCUAAUGUGCUUCUAAAUGAUGACUUUUGUCCGAAAUUAUCGGACUUUGGGCUUGCAAGAGAAGGACCUCAGGGCGACAAUACUCAUGUCACAACUGCAAAAGUUGGAACACAGGGAUAUGCAGCUCCUGAAUACGUGCAAACAGGCCAUCUGCGGUUAAAGAGCGAUGUAUAUAGCUUCGGUGUUGUGCUCUACGAGAUCAUAACCGGACGUCGAACCAUUGAGAGGAACAAACCAGCCACUGAACGAAGACUUUUGGAAUGGAUCAAAGAGUAUCCUGCUGAUAGUCGACACUUCAGCAUGAUCAUUGACCCUCGACUACGUAAUAACUAUCCGGCUGACGGAGCAAGGAGUUUGGCUAAACUGGCUGAUUUAUGUCUCAAAAAGAACGAUAAAGAGCGGCCGACGAUGGAGAUUGUAGUAAAAAGACUAAAGAAGAUUGUCGAAGAGUGCGAUAGUGGAGAUUCUUCGAUAACCACGAGUAAGGAGAGUAAUCAGGUAAGAAGCAAUAUUCGAGGGACAGGACCUGUGGAGCAGAGUUUAACUGUUUAAGAGGAGUUAGUGUUAGAGGAUGAUUUUUUUUCGAGUUUGGAAGCUUUUUUGCAUGGUGAAUAUAUACAAAUAAGUUAGUAAAUGCAAAAUAUGAAGGAAAAUGAAUAUAUGCAAACGAUUUGUUACAAGUUA